CCAAUACAACUCAAACCAUUUCCAGCACCAGCAACGGCACAGUAACCCGGCAAUGCUAGAUGGUCGCAUGUAUAUGAGCGCAAAAGAAUCCUAUCCAAUGAUGAUGUUCAGUUUGCUACGAUACGAACCAAAGAAGGAAGAAGCGGUUCGACGGCGGCAGAAACUUGAGGAGCGAGGAGGCGGUGGAACGCAAUUCUUCAUAAUGCCAUCACGGGAUUGGAGAGGUAUUAGUUACCGGGCACUCCUGCAACCUGUYCCUACCCACAAGGAUGAUGAAUCAUUGCCACCCGACGAAAGCAAGCACGCACAAGUUGUUACUUCUACGGCUACUACACCAACUAGGAGGAAUAAAAACAACCAGAGGGUACUCUUCGAUCGCUUUGCACCSAGAAGGAAUGGAUCRAAAGGAUACGAUGCUUCCGAUCCAACUGCUGAUUCCAAGGAGAGCGAUGRCGAAACAASUCCYCAGGAAUCCAAUGAACUCAAUGUUGAUUCCGACGAGGAAGAUGAAAGAAUGGGUGAUGAUACGUAUGUUGCGGGUUUGUUGGAUGACCCUGAAAUGGUACAGGGUCGACAUCGAAAUGUCAUGAUUGGUGACCGUGGAGUCGGCCCAAUUGUUUCCUCAACGAUACAAUUUGUCAAGCCAAAACUGYUAAAGGCUGAUCUAAACAAGCAGUUUAGGGAACGAUUCGAUGGAUACGAGCCACCGGAAUCACAGAGAAAAUUCAUAAAGGCAAAGGUCGUAGAUGGAAUUUACACUCUCAUGGAUCCGACCCAAGAGCUUGGUGGCGAAGAAGACGAUUGCAGCAGCAUGAAGGACGACGAUAACGAYACUAUAGAAACGAAUACUGGAGGAACUUUGAAUACGCCGACCACUAGAGCGACCAGUGUAUCAUCUCAAUCGAAGAGUAACAACCAGCGGUUCCACCGGAGACGACUAGGUAGCACCUCCAGCGCGAGUCUGUCAACAGGAGGGGGGGUUGACGAAGCUGGAAGUGAAGGGGAUAGAGAAACGAUUCGAAUGCCGCCUUCUUUGACGCUUUCGAAAAUCCGUUCCCUCAAGCAGCAGGCACUUGCUGCGGCAGUCCGAGCCAAAUUGGAAAUCAGCACGGUUGCUUUGGCGAUCAUAUAUUUCGAAAGACUGUGCUUGGAUUGUCGAGUCGAUAAAUCCAACCGUCGGUUGUCGUUUGCAGCAUGUUUACUUCUAGCAAUAAAGAUCAACGAGGUAAGAAAUUCCUCAGCUUGUGGGAAAUAGCGUUUUCCAAAAGUUGUCUUUCUCAGAGACAAGCAACUCACAACUCACAACCUCAAUUCCCAUUCUCUCUUCAAAAGGCACACGUUGGCAUUAUCAUUACGAAAGCCAUCGAAGAUUCCUCUACUUCCAAGAAGUCCAAGACCUCUCAACGGAUCAAAUCAUUAAUUCGACCAACCAAAAAGUCCUCCAAUAUGUUUGCUUCCCUUCUUGUGUUUUUUACCGAAGACUGGAACAUUUCACUCAA
Molecule: messenger RNA, 1499 nt
Organism: Pseudo-nitzschia multistriata
Lineage: Eukaryota; Bacillariophyta; Bacillariophyceae; Bacillariales; Bacillariaceae
Source: the annotation of a GenBank genome assembly